Trametes versicolor FP-101664 SS1 is the source of this 1446-nucleotide messenger RNA. Its product is annotated as MFS general substrate transporter. Gene Ontology annotation, molecular function: transmembrane transporter activity. Gene Ontology annotation, biological process: transmembrane transport. The coding region runs from base 1 to 1446 and encodes 481 amino acids. The record is from RefSeq and is a predicted model, not a curated record. The transcript is spliced from 5 exons. Lineage: Eukaryota; Fungi; Basidiomycota; Agaricomycetes; Polyporales; Polyporaceae.
AUGGGUCCAGACGACCCCGACAACCCAAAGACGUGGUCGCGUCCAUAUCGUUGGUAUGUUACAAUGUUGUCCGCUGUGCUUGUCUUGAAUGCAACGUUUGCCUCUUCCGCGCCAUCAGGAAUUGUCCCCCAACUGAUGGCGAAGUUCUCCUUCGGCACCGAAGUUGCCACUCUCACUAUCGCGCUCUUUGUCGCCGGCUACUGCGUCGGACCGCUCCUCUGGGGUCCUCUCUCUGAGCAGUACGGACGAAAGCCCGUCUUCCUGAUCAGUUUCACUGCAUAUACCGGCUUCCAAGUAGGAUGCGCGCUCUCGCAAAACACGGCUUCCAUUCUCAUCUUCCGGUUCCUCGGCGGAGUGUUCGCCGCCGCACCAUUGGCAAAUAGCGGUGCUGUCAUGUCGGACGUCUGGGACGCGGACACGCGAGGCAAGGCGAUGGCUCUCUUUGCCCUCGCACCUUUCGCGGGCCCUACCAUCGGCCCUACAGUGAGCGGCUUCAUGGCCGUAGCCGGCGUAUCGUGGCGUUGGGUCUUCUGGCUGUUGACGAUGUUCGCCGGGACAUGCCUCGUCCUGGUCAUUUUCACUCUGCCGGAGACUUACGCUCCCGCUAUUCUGGUGAAACGCGCGCAGAGACUGCGUAAGGAGACUGGCGACGAUCGCUACUGGGCACCGCUCGAGAGGAACACGAUGACUUGGGCGCAGCGGACGAAGCACGUCCUUGGCCGCCCGUUCAUCAUCCUUUUCCGCGAGCCCAUGCUCUUGGUCAUCACUCUGUACAUGAGUUUCAUCUACGGCGUGGUUUACCUGCUCUUUGAGGCGUACCCGAUCGUCUUCACGCGCGGACACCACUUCAACGCGGGCAUCUCCGGGCUCAUGUUCCUGCCGAUCUUCCUCGGCGCGGUCUGCGCCGUGAUCACCUACCUGCUCAUCUUCAACCCGCGCUACCACCGCGCGAUGGCCGACUUCGCGCCCCACCCCGUCCCGCCCGAGUACCGCAUGGAGGUGUGCAUGUACGCCGCGCCCAUCUACACCAUCUCCUUCUUCUGGUUCGGCUGGACGUCGUACCCCUCGGUCUCGUACUGGGCCCCACUCAUGGCCGGGUUCCCGAUGGGCUUCGCGAUCAUCUGGCUGUUCCUGGGCCUGUUCAACUACACGAUCGACGCGUACCUAUUCGUCGCGGCGAGCGCGCUGUCGAGCAUGACGGUCGUGCGGAGCCUGUUCGGCGCGGGCUUCCCGCUGUUCGCGACGCAGAUGUACGAGACGCUGAACCCGCGCUGGGCGUCGACGCUGCUCGGGUGCUUGGCGCUGAUCAUGACCCCAAUUCCGUUUGUGUUGAGGCGGUAUGGGCACAAGUUGAGGAGAAGGAGCAAGUACUCGCCGACGGGCAAUCUGCCGCAUAAGCCGCCGAGGAAGGAGGCGGAGAAAGCCGCUAAGGAGGCGGAGGUGUAG